Molecule: messenger RNA, 1694 nt
Organism: Choloepus didactylus (southern two-toed sloth)
Lineage: Eukaryota; Metazoa; Chordata; Mammalia; Pilosa; Megalonychidae
Gene: MARCHF9
Product: membrane associated ring-CH-type finger 9
Exons: 4
Coding region: 113-1150 (345 amino acids)
Biological process (GO): protein ubiquitination
Molecular function (GO): ubiquitin-protein transferase activity; zinc ion binding
Source: RefSeq, a predicted model, not a curated record
GCCGGGCUCGGCUCUCCAGCGCGCGCCCCCUUCCCGGCCUUGUCCUCACCCCUCCCCCCGCUGCCCCAGAGCCCCUCUUGCACGCCGCCCCCCGCCCCCCGGCGCCCGGACGAUGCUCAAGUCUCGGCUCCGCAUGUUCCUGAACGAGCUGAAGCUGCUGGUGCUGACGGGCGGGGGGCGGCCCCGCGCCGAGCCGCAGCCCCGGGGGGGCGGGGGAGGCGGCUGCGGCUGGGCGCCCUUUGCCGGGUGCUCGACCCGGGACGGUGACGGCGACGAGGAGGAGUACUACGGGUCCGAGCCGCGGGCCCGGGGCCUGGCCGGGGACAAGGAGCUGCGGGCGGGACCCCCGCCGCCACCCGCGCCGCCGCCGCCCCCGGGCGCGCUGGAUGCCCUGUCGCUCAGCAGCAGCCUGGACAGCGGGCUCCGAACCCCCCAGUGCCGCAUCUGUUUCCAGGGCCCGGAGCAGGGGGAGCUCCUGAGCCCCUGCCGCUGCGACGGCUCUGUGCGCUGCACACACCAGCCCUGCCUCAUCCGCUGGAUUAGCGAGAGGGGCUCCUGGAGCUGUGAGCUCUGCUACUUCAAGUACCAGGUCCUGGCGAUCAGCACCAAGAACCCACUGCAGUGGCAGGCCAUCUCCCUGACGGUCAUCGAGAAGGUCCAGAUUGCUGCCAUAGUUCUGGGCUCUCUCUUCCUCGUUGCCAGUAUCUCCUGGCUUAUCUGGUCCUCCCUCAGCCCUUCAGCCAAGUGGCAACGACAGGACCUGCUCUUUCAAAUCUGCUAUGGCAUGUACGGCUUCAUGGAUGUCGUCUGCAUAGGCCUCAUCGUCCAUGAAGGCUCCUCAGUCUACCGCAUCUUCAAGCGCUGGCAGGCAGUGAACCAGCAAUGGAAGGUCCUGAAUUAUGACAAGACCAAGGACAUAGGAGGAGAUGCAGGGGGAGGGACAGCAGGGAAGCCAGGCCCCAGGACCUCAAGGGCAGGCCCCCCCUCUGGGGCCACCAGCCGCCCCCCAGCUGCCCAGCGCAUGCGGACGCUCUUGCCUCAGCGCUGUGGUUACACAAUCCUGCACCUCCUUGGACAGCUGCGGCCACCAGAUGCCCGUUCUAGCUCUCAUUCUGGCCGUGAGGUUGUCAUGAGGGUCACCACUGUCUGAACUGGACUCCAGGAGUGGGGAUCUUGAAUCAGAACAUUGGCCAGAGAUGAGCUCUCAUGGAGUGUGGUCCAGGUGGUACCUGGACCAGGUGUCCGGGGCACACUGACUGUCCCCACCACUGAGGAUCUCUGCGGGCAGCCUCAAGCUAGAGACACUGUGUGGCCUCUACUGCCCACUGGUUAGAGAUACUGGAUGAUGUUCCAGCCCUCACAGACAGCUCCUCACACUCAUUCUGGGGUGGCUAGUGGGCAAGUGGGGAGAACAGCUUUCUUCCCUGGAGAGAACCGUCCUUACCUCAGCUCCGAAGGCCUUCAGCUCCCCAGCUCCACCACGGUGACUUGGUGAAGGGGGACCAAUGCCAGAAGAAAGGGGCUGUAAACCCCCCCCCACUCCCCACCCUUUGGCCACUGGGCAUCUGGCAAUAAGACUAGUAUACAUUGACCUCCCAUUCCCUGCAUGAGGGCAGGGGGACUUCCCCCUCCUCCAACCCCCCCACCCCCCAUUGCAUGGGGGGAGGGCAUAAAGAAUCAUUUAUAUGCACAUA